Zasmidium cellare ATCC 36951 is the source of this 513-nucleotide messenger RNA. RefSeq lists its product as uncharacterized. The transcript is spliced from 3 exons. The record is from RefSeq and is a predicted model, not a curated record. The coding region runs from base 1 to 513 and encodes 170 amino acids. NCBI's taxonomy places the organism in Eukaryota, Fungi, Ascomycota, Dothideomycetes, Mycosphaerellales, Mycosphaerellaceae.
AUGGGUCAACAGCAGGAGCAGAUACAAGAUCUGCGCAAGCAGAUGGGUCGCGUCAUUGCAGCGUUCUGGAUGUCGAAGGACGACGAGCAACGCGACCAGCUCCUAGAGCAGAAGAGAGAAAUUCAGCAGCAGAUCAAGGCGCUCGUUAGAGGCGGAGAGUCAACUCAAGUCGAGACGUCUAGCCAGCAAAACAAAACCUCGGACGCACCUACCGCGGCGACCACUGCACCAAGCAACGCCAAGCCAGAGGAGGUUGAGAAGCAGGACAGCGAAACGACGUCGCAGGAAUCUGCUACCACCAAAACCGCCGCGGAUGUAGCUAGCUCGCAGACCGGCCAGCCGAAGAAGCGCGUGAGUCGCUUGGAGAGAGAAGCUGCAAAAUUGGUGGCCACGUCUGGAAAUAGCGAAGAGAUGGAUAAUGCACCACGGAAGCGCGUCCAAAUGGGUUCAUACGCGGUUAAGGACCCGGAGCCUAAGAAGAGGCGACGGAAUCCUAAGCAGGGCAGCCCCUGA